This is a messenger RNA of Adineta ricciae, 600 nucleotides long. NCBI's taxonomy places the organism in Eukaryota, Metazoa, Rotifera, Eurotatoria, Adinetida, Adinetidae. The record is from the annotation of a GenBank genome assembly.
AUGGCCGCUACUACAUCUAGACGACCUAUUCAUCAACAGAAUAAAUCUUGCAAAUGUUCCCACUCUUACGCACAUUUAAUAUAUGAUGAUCCAUACGUAUUUCAAGUUCGAGGUGAACGUGUUCGAUCGGCACACUACCGUCCUUGUGAUGUCUGUUUGAAAGAAGCUGGUCGACAACAUGCAUUGGCAGCAAAUAUUAAAUACGAGCAGAGAUGCUCCCGUUUGCCACCAAGACCAGUUUACCCUCGAGUUUCGAAUCGACCAAAAACUACAUCGUCAGAUAGAAUGGCAGAUAACUGCACUUGGGACAAUUUCAUGAAGAGAAAAAGUAAAUAUGCAAUCCAAACACCGUAUGCGUCAUGUGAUUUGGUUGGUAAUCAUGAGUACUUUGACAAUCGGCCAUCAUUCGUUAACUAUGGCGGGCAUUAUAAAGAUAAACAGUUUGGACAGAAACGAACGUUCAACUCACUGGCUGUACAUCAAUUGAAACAUGACGAAGCAAGUGAUCAUCGCUUGAGAAAUCUAUAUCAUGAACGACAUCUUCGUCGACAAGCAGAAAAUUACUUUCGUCAACACGAAAAUCGCGAGGCUCAUGAAUAG